AUGCGUGCUCUUUUCCAUCUCUUGACUGGACGAGGUUCCUGGCUACUGCGCUCCUCUUCAUCCAAGGGCUACUACGCGAACUCGAACACGACCCGGCACACAGCUCGUCGUAUACUGCAAUCGUCGACCCUUGCUGCACUUCCUGCAGCCAUGUUCACCCCAGCCGUGACAAAGCCCGAGAGGCUCGGCCCGGCGCCGGACGAUGUGGACAAGAAGACGCACCACAUCAAAAAGGACAGCGCGGGCCGGCCGACCAAGUUUGGCAAUCCGCAUGAAUCUUUUCAGCCACCAGACCCGUGGACUAUCUUUCCUUCGCUUUUUAAGACUUUGAUUGGGCGUUCCCCAUUCCCCAAGGGAGACUCGUCGGUCGUGGAGGCGGUGGAGCCAGAUCUGCUACCCACCAGGACGACGACAACAACAGCACCACUGGCGACUGAAGAAAGUGAAACCUCUGCUGGUACUGGUGCCGCGGACACGUCGCCAAAGUUGCGAGCAACGUGGCUGGGUCACGCCACCUACUACGUAGAGUUUCCUUCGGGCCUGCGGGUCCUCUUUGACCCCAUAUUCGACGAGUACUGUGCGCCCGUGAGCUACUCGCUGUUCAAGCGGUACACGGCGCCGGGUUGCCAGAUUGCCGACCUGCCCUUUGUCGACGCCGUCUGCAUCUCGCACUCGCACUACGACCACCUGAGCGUCGACAGCGUGCGCGAGAUCCACGAGCGGUUCCCCCAGGCGCACUUCUUCGUCGGGCUCGGCCUCGGCGACUGGUUUGCGCGCACCGGGCUGGCUGACCAUGUGACCGAGUGCGACUGGUGGGACGACGUGGAGCUGACGCUCAAUCCUACGACGGUCAGUGGUGGUGGUGGUGGUGGUGGUGGCAAGGAGGACGAGAAGAAGGACGCUGCUGCUGUGACGAAACCCAUUACAGCUCGCAUCUCGUGUCUCCCCAGUCAGCACGGUUCUGGCCGCACCGCUUUUGAUAGAGAUACCACACUGUGGUGCGCAUGGGCAGUCUCAUCAGGCAUCCCCGAGACGCCGGCGACGCAGAAAUCCGUGCUCUUCCUCGGCGACACGGGCUACCGCUCGGUGCCGCGCCUGCCCGCCGACGUGGACGACUACGCGCCGCCGCACGACAAGCUGCCGACGAACCCGCAGUUUCUGCAAAUCGGCCGCCUGCGGGGCCCCUUUGACCUCGGCCUCAUCCCCAUUGGCGCCUACGCGCCGCGCGCCGCCUUCUCCGGCGUCCACGGGAACCCCUUUGACGCCGUGGAGAUGUUUCGCGAUACCCAGUGCCGCCGCGCCGUCGGUAUUCACUGGGGCACGUUUGUCCUCACCCUCGAGGAGCUGCGCGAGCCCCCGCGGCUGCUACGGGAGGCGCUGCGGCGGCGGGGUAUUGCCGAGGAGGGCGUCUUUGAUGUUUCGCGCAUUGGGGAGACGAGGGAGUACUGA
Pestalotiopsis fici W106-1 is the source of this 1449-nucleotide messenger RNA. RefSeq lists its product as uncharacterized. Gene Ontology annotation, biological process: N-acylethanolamine metabolic process; N-acylphosphatidylethanolamine metabolic process. Gene Ontology annotation, molecular function: zinc ion binding; N-acylphosphatidylethanolamine-specific phospholipase D activity. Gene Ontology annotation, cellular component: membrane-bounded organelle; cytoplasm. Bases 1 to 1449 code for a protein of 482 amino acids. NCBI's taxonomy places the organism in Eukaryota, Fungi, Ascomycota, Sordariomycetes, Amphisphaeriales, Sporocadaceae. The record is from RefSeq and is a predicted model, not a curated record. The transcript is spliced from 3 exons.